This is a messenger RNA of Nicotiana attenuata, 1850 nucleotides long. Its product is annotated as adenine nucleotide transporter BT1, chloroplastic/mitochondrial. Gene Ontology annotation, biological process: transmembrane transport. Lineage: Eukaryota; Viridiplantae; Streptophyta; Magnoliopsida; Solanales; Solanaceae. The coding region runs from base 404 to 1594 and encodes 396 amino acids. The transcript has 3 exons. The record is from RefSeq and is a predicted model, not a curated record.
UAGAGAUUUCACAAAUCUUUUCCUCCUUUCGUUUUCUGGGGUUGGAAGGGGGAAGAACAAAGUCACACCUGUGUUACUCAUUAUUCAUCCUUCACAAAGUAACCCCACUUCAUUGCAUAUAUCGCCUACAAUAUUCUCCAAAUAUAUUUUCAAAAUCUCUUCUUCUCCAAAGCAUUAAUUUUUUAAAUCCCCUUUUCUUGUUCUAUUUAUUCCCUUCUAGAAAAUCGAAUCUUUAGUCAUUAAUCUCACAACCCCCACUUGUCAAGAAUGGGUAAAAAUCGAUUCUUUUCCUUAUUUGACACUCCCCAAAUUGUGUGCUGACAUGAAAUAUUAGGAUUUGCUUAAUUUUUUUCAUUAAAAGGUAGAAAGAAAAAAGGUUUUUUUUUUUUUUUUUUUUUGAGUGAUGGGUAGAAGGGAAAUGCAAGUGUUGGAGUGUAAAAGAGAUGGGAAUUUGUGUAAUUCUCAGUUGGGGUUUCAAUGGAGUCUCCAAGAUUCAAACUUUGUUCCUGUUGGUGGUUUAUUUGCAUCAGUUGGUCAGAUGGGAAGUAUGGGUUUUGGUGUUUCAUCACCUAAUAAUUCGAAUUCCCGGGACGAAAAUGGUGGAUUUAAGUUACCUUAUUUUGAUUUGUAUAUGAAGUAUUUGUCAUUCCCUGAGAUUGUAGGCAAUGGAGAAGAGGAAGAGGGGGUUGUGAAGAAGAAGAAGAAAGGUGGGCUUAAGAUUAAGUUUAAGGUGGCAAAUCCUUCAUUAAGGAGAUUAAUUAGUGGUGCAAUUGCCGGGGCGAUAUCUAGGACAGCUGUAGCUCCAUUGGAGACAAUUAGGACACAUUUGAUGGUUGGAAGUAGUGGGCAUUCUUCUACUGAGGUGUUCAAUAAUAUUAUGAAUACCGAAGGAUGGACUGGAUUGUUUAGGGGUAACUUGGUUAAUGUGAUCCGAGUUGCGCCUAGCAAAGCUGUAGAGCUUUUUGCUUAUGAUACUGUUAACAAGAACUUGUCACCUAAACCCGGAGAGCAACCCAAAAUUCCAAUUCCUGCUUCAUUAGUUGCAGGAGCCUGUGCCGGAGUCAGCUCUACUUUACUGACAUAUCCUCUCGAGCUAGUCAAGACUCGAUUGACGAUUCAGAGAGAAGUUUACGAUGGUUUACUCGAUGCAUUCGUAAAAAUAUUGAAAGAGGGUGGGCCUGGUGAGCUCUAUAGAGGUCUCACCCCUAGUCUUAUUGGAGUCAUUCCCUAUGCCGCCACAAACUACUUUGCGUAUGAUACACUGCGGAAAGCUUACAGAAAGAUUUUCAAAGAAGAAAAGAUCGGAAACAUAGAGACACUUCUGAUUGGAUCAGCAGCAGGUGCUAUAUCUAGCAGUGCAACGUUUCCUUUAGAGGUGGCUCGUAAGCAUAUGCAGGUGGGCGCUGUUAGCGGAAGAGUAGUUUACAAGAAUGUAAUUCAUGCUCUUGCCAGUAUACUUGAAAAGGAGGGUAUUCAGGGGUUGUAUAAAGGCCUUGGUCCGAGCUGCAUGAAGUUAGUUCCUGCAGCAGGAAUAUCUUUCAUGUGUUAUGAAGCAUGCAAGAGGAUAUUGAUAGAGGCAGAGAAUGAAGAGUAAAAGAAGCUCCUUUGAAAAUAUGCUUGCGCGAUAGGGUCAUAGAGCAAUUCAAGAAUAGGCAAAAGGUAGGGGACAUCUUCUUUAUACAAUUGAGUUGAUUUAUCUUACUCCUUUUUUUCGGGAUGCUCGGAAUUUUGUUUUGGAUUGAGCCUGGUUUGUCAGGUAAGAAUUGAUAAAAUCUCAACAGUGGGUACUUGUUUUGGUAUCACUUUUUUCCAUUAUUGAGUCAAGGUAAUGAAAUGCAGUUUGACGAUAA